Dendroctonus ponderosae (mountain pine beetle) is the source of this 1506-nucleotide messenger RNA. Its product is annotated as ecotropic viral integration site 5 ortholog. Bases 94 to 1230 code for a protein of 378 amino acids. Lineage: Eukaryota; Metazoa; Arthropoda; Insecta; Coleoptera; Curculionidae. The transcript is spliced from 8 exons. The record is from RefSeq and is a predicted model, not a curated record.
AACAUUAAGUUUUAUUGUUAAUUGUUAAGCUAGUUGCUUGUGCGUUGAGGUGUGGUUGAGAUCAUUAUAAAAAAGUGUUUUAAUAAUUUCAACAUGUUUCAAUUCGUCGAUAGUGGAUAUACAGCAAUACUGGAAGGCCAACGGGAAAAAAGAUUAGAACUAGAGAAAGCCAAACGUUCUAAUGAGGAGCUGAAACUCCGACUAAAGCAUCUCGAAGAGGAAAAUAGCCAUUUAAGGGAUACAUUUACUAAUAAUGAGGUGGACAUAAUAACAAAGAAAAACGAUUUAAACAACUUACUGGAAACUUUUCAAAAAGAGCGCCGCACUUGUCUGGAGGAGUCCCAGAGAUUGGAAAUCUGUAAAGAACAAAUAGAUUCAAUGAACACUUUCAUUGACGAACUGAAACCAAUCAAGGAAUUAUUGGGCUUUAAGCAAAAUGUGGAAGAAUGCUUACAAGACCUAUUAAUUAAAACCAAGUUGCGAAUAGCAGAGAGUGAACAUACACUUCAGGAGCUUCACGAUUAUUUGACUCAACUUGAAUAUGAUGUUGAAAAAACGAAAAAUGUCCAUAGACAAGGACUAGGACAUUGGCAGGAUGAAUACCUAGCCGCUAGGUUAAGAGAGGCAGAUAUUAUAUUGGAAUUCGAUAAACUGAAAAGAGAAUUGGCUGCAAUUAAACACGAUCUUGAAGAGAAAGCAUUAAUACGAGAAGCUAGACAAACAAUUCAUGGCAAAUCGUCAAGAAUAGGUCUUCAUAACGAUCCAAUCGUUGAAGCCAUAUUGGCAGAAGAAGAAGAGUCGAUAAAUAACACCGUUGAAUUUCAAAACGAAAUAGAUUUCUUGAGACAUCAGAUCAGAAAAUUAGAGGAUCAGAAGCAGGAUUAUAAAACUAAAAUUCGAUCGAACGAAGAAAUGAAACUUCACAUAAAUGAAGUGAGAAGAAGUAUAUGGUUACGAGAAUUUGAAACCAAUCAAAAAACAGAAAAUUUGAAAAAAAGCUACAAAAAACUAGCCGACAAGAUGUCCCAUGAUCUGGGCAAAAUCCAGAACAAUAUUGAAGAAAAAGAUUUGGCCAUAGCGCGAAUUGAAGAGAAGAUUAAAGAGUUACAUUCGUUGAACGAAUCACUGGAACAUGAUUUGAAAAUCUCGGCUCAAGAAGAUCCUGCAGAUGAACUGGAAAUUGAAAAAUUCAAUUUAGAAACUGAAAUACAGAGGUUAAAAAAAACUUGAAUAAAAUUUCACUGGCAGCACCAGCCCAGGGAUUUAAUCUUCACUACCUGCAAGACUAACAUAAUGCGAAUUGUAAUAAAAUGUAAAGUGUUUAUUUAUUUCUACACAAGUUAUUUGAAGUUUUCACAUAACUAUAAAAUAAAUAAUCCGUUAGCGACUAAGUUACGUAAGUGAAAAAGCUAAUCCCCUUGCCUAAAAAUAAUAUUUUAUAUAUAUGUAUAUAUGUAUAUUAUAAACACUAAAUUCGAACUUCUGAUUAAAUGCAUUUUUAGUCAA